UUAUCUACACUUUAAGUUCUUUAACCAAUAUUCAAGCGGUCAUGUCAGACAAAUUCAUCGUCGCGAGAUUCAUCAUUUCUUUCUAGACUUCAUUUAGUUUCCAAAGAAUAAUCCUAAUCGCAGCGUGGUUAAUUAAACCUUUUCAUCUUGGAUCAAAUAUUCAGUUUCCCUUACUACUUUUCAAGAUUUCGACAUCUUAAAUCAAAAUUAGGGAUUUCUAUCUCAAUCUUUUUCAGAAUCACAAUCUUUCUAGGGUUUUGGAAAUAUUCUUUGCGUACUAUUACAUCUAUCAACAAAUGAUAACGCACUAAAGAAAUUUAAAAUCGAUUGAAGAGAGAUUUUGAUCACUAAAGUUCAAAUGGUUAGUAAUCAAGAAGAAACUAAAGGUAAUUUUAAUAUUGAACUUUCAAUGUUUGGAUUGAAUCGAAAAGAUGGAGAUGAAAUUGAUACAGUAGAAGAAGAAGUUCCAAAACAUCUUAAUACUAUCAAUAGUUCUGGUGGAUUUCUCGUGGUUUCUUCAGACAAAUUAUCUGUUCAGUAUACAAAUGUUAGUUUACAUGGACAUGAUGUUGGAGUAAUACAAGGGAAUUGUCCUGCUCCGUCCAAAAUACUGGUUUAUUAUUUUGAAAUCUAUGUAAAGAAUUCAGGAACAAAAGGGCAAAUCGCUAUUGGUUUCAGUAGCGAAAAUUUCAAGAUGAGACGACAACCUGGUUGGGAAGCAAACAGUUUUGGAUAUCAUGGUGAUGAUGGGCUGCUUUACCGAGGACAUGGAAAGGGUGAAAGCUUUGGUCCGACUUUCACAGCUGGUGAUACAGUCGGUGGUGGUAUUAACUAUGCGUCACAAGAAUUAUUUUUCACUAAAAAUGGCGAGCUAAUCGGAACAGUUUACAAGGAUGUGAAGGGCCCCUUAUAUCCCACUAUUGCUGUUCACAGUCAAAAUGAGGAGGUGAAUGUAAACUUCGGACAGAAGCCAUACGUUUUUGAUUUGAAGGCAUUUACUUUGGAAGAAAGAUUGAAGCAACAGAUGACAAUUGAAAGAAUAUCAUUGCCACAUAAUGUUAGUCAUGGAAUUAUUCGUUCCUACUUGAUACAUUAUGGAUAUCAAGAGACUCUAAAUUCACUGGACUUGUCAAGUAGAAGUACCCUUUCGCCUGUCCCUGUAGCUCAAGAAAAUGGCUCCACCGAACAAGAAGACGGGUAUGCAUUAGGCCACAGAAGGACUCUGCGGCAGCUCAUUAGAAGUGGAGAUAUUGAUGCCGCAUUUGAGAAACUUCGGGAAUGGUAUCCACAGAUAGUGGAGGAUGAGAAUUCAACUAUCUGCUUUCUUCUUCACUGUCAGAAGUUUAUCGAACUUGUUCAGGUUGGAGACCUUGAGGGUGCUGUUAAGUUUGCAAGGGCUGAACUUGCAAAGUUCUUUGAGAAUGCUUCAUUGGUGGUUAUACUCAAGACUUGUGUUGCUUUGAUAGCAUACGAAGAACCGCUGAAAUCCCCUGUAGGCUAUUUACUGGGCAUGUCUCAGCGUGAAGUAGUAGCAGAUGCAGUUAACGCAAUGAUCCUGACUACAAAUCCAGAGGCGAAAGAUGCACAUAGUUGUCCGCGCUCACAUCUUGAAAAGUUGUUACGGCAAUUGAGUGCUUGUUGUUUGGAGAGAAGACAUUUGAAUGGAGGCCAAGGAGAAGCAUUCCAUCUGCAGAGAGUUUUAGAGAAUGUUAAAGGAGGGUAAAUACGGGAAACAUCUAAAACAGCGAUGUGCAGAAUAGCUUGGAUUGAAUUUUGGCGGUAGACAAAGAAUGUCUUGGAUUGAAUUUUGAUAUUUGUAUUUGAACUGCCGCUUCGCCCCAAUUGCCCCUUCGGUAACUGUAAUAUAAACUUCAUAUUGAUUUUCCAUUAGUUUUCAAAACUGAAUCGAAGCCAAGUUGCACUCUUUAUUCACGCGUGGAUUGUUGUUCUUUCUGUUAUGUCCAUUAUACACGUGUCAGUUGGUUAGUUGGUCUAUUAUCGGUUGUAUUGGCUAUAUCCUAUUAUAGGGAUAUCACAUUUCAAUAGAGGGGUUUCACAUGUAAGACAAAAGAGGGUCACAAGUUAAUAAAUUCAAAAACAGCCCUUAGAUAAUUA
Messenger RNA from Papaver somniferum (opium poppy), 2115 nucleotides. Its product is annotated as ran-binding protein M homolog. NCBI's taxonomy places the organism in Eukaryota, Viridiplantae, Streptophyta, Magnoliopsida, Ranunculales, Papaveraceae. The record is from RefSeq and is a predicted model, not a curated record. The coding region runs from base 359 to 1723 and encodes 454 amino acids. The transcript has 10 exons. Gene Ontology annotation, cellular component: cytoplasm. Gene Ontology annotation, molecular function: protein binding. Gene Ontology annotation, biological process: cell surface receptor signaling pathway; cytoskeleton organization.